Messenger RNA from Trifolium pratense (red clover), 1144 nucleotides. RefSeq lists its product as uncharacterized. The transcript has 8 exons. NCBI's taxonomy places the organism in Eukaryota, Viridiplantae, Streptophyta, Magnoliopsida, Fabales, Fabaceae. The record is from RefSeq and is a predicted model, not a curated record. The coding region runs from base 102 to 539 and encodes 145 amino acids.
UACUCUCUACGGUGAAACCGCUCCCGAUCUCCUUCACACUACGACCUCGCUCCGAUCUCAUUCUCGCUGCAAUCUCGCUCCGUUCACGAUCUCGCUCCGACAUGGACUCGAUUCUCUUCGUUGCAUGUGAAAAUGCAUUGUGGUGCAUUGGUAAUAAUGAUGUUCAAAAGCUUGGAAGAAGUGUUUUUCCUGAAAAUUUGAAGGCUACUACUAUCAGCGAGAUAACUAGACUCAGGAACGUUGCAAUGACAUCAAUUACUUCACCUUUUGUGGUUGAUGAACGGACUAUCCAGAUGUCGGUAAGUCUACAACAAGAGACAUAUACUUUACUUCAGUGGUUAGAUACCAAAGUAGAGAAAGCUGGAGAACGUAUAUUUCGUGUUGGUUCAGUUCGCUACAGAAUGGAUCCUUCCAGGCGGACACUUCAGAGGAUUUUAGAUGAUGAAUCCCUGUCCUCUGCCUCAAUCAAUUCAGGUUUGGCGUCCAAAAAAGGUUCCAUUCCAAGGAGAUUAGUGUUUGGAAAUGAUGAAUAUGUCUGAAUUGGCAAUGGGAACCAACUUAUCAGAGACCCAAAGAAACGAACUAGAAAAUUGGCAAAUGAAAAAGUUAGACGAAGCUUGCACACUGCCAGGCAGCGGUUGGCUCGUAAGCAGAAGUACUGUCAGUUUUUCACAAGAUUUGGGAAAUGUAACAAGGAUGAUGGAGGGAAGUGUCCUUACAUUCAUGAUCCCUCAAAAAUUGUUGUCUGUACUAAGUUCCUGAAGGGUUUAUGUUCUACUCCAAACUGCAAAUUGACUCAUAAGGUUUUGUAAUAUAUGGGGUCCAACGAAUUGAAUGUGGUCACUGCAUUUGCCGAUCUGCAAACUAAAUAUUGAGUUUAAUUGAUUUUUUGUGCAGGUUAUUCCGGAGAGAAUGCCUGAUUGUUCAUACUUUUUGCAAGGCCUAUACUCAAACGAAAGUUGUCCAUAUAGACAUGUCAGUGUGAAUCCUAAGGCAUCUAUUUGUGAAGGUUUUCUUAAGGGUUAUUGUGCUGAUGGGAAUGAGGAACCCCUUAAGAAGGUUGAUUUUACUUACAUGAAUUCUAUCAUGGCAAUGAUGAAGGAUCCUGAAGUUGAUAAAUCAUUUGGAUGGGUGCUUGAAAUGU